This is a messenger RNA of Labeo rohita (rohu), 4788 nucleotides long. It is a transcript of the gene aak1b, whose product is annotated as AP2 associated kinase 1b. Bases 837 to 4091 code for a protein of 1084 amino acids. Gene Ontology annotation, biological process: protein phosphorylation. The transcript has 22 exons. Gene Ontology annotation, molecular function: ATP binding; protein kinase activity. The record is from RefSeq and is a predicted model, not a curated record. Lineage: Eukaryota; Metazoa; Chordata; Actinopteri; Cypriniformes; Cyprinidae.
CUUCCGGUGUGGUUUCCGGUUAGCUGGCGCAUCUGCAGCAUCCGAAGCCGCAGACGAGAAUCGCCAUGAACAACACGCUCAUUUUUGUCUGAAUUUGAUUCUGUCCGAUUAAAAUCACACCGCAUCCGUGCACCGUUCACUGGCAGGCCACCGACGGGAGCGCUCAGAUGAGAUGUGUCACGCGUCUGAGCGGAUUUUGCAGGAAUGCUAGCGUUAGCGCCUAGCUGACUAUGUGUUGAAUUUAAAUUAUUAUUUUUUCAUAAAACACGAGACGAAUCAAUAUGAUUAUGGGCGUUUAACUUAUGAAAUGAUCCGUUAUUCUGAUUAAUAUCCGCAUGUCAUCUGUUUUUCUGUGAAAAGUGGGUUGUUUUCAGAGGUUCUAAUGAGCUGCACAGCUGGCUGAUGAUGGAGAGUUUGACUUUCAUCCAUCAAAACAAUAAUUUCUCUGUACUUCACGUUUGAAGGUUCAUUUUUCAACAGGGCUUAAAUGUUUACAUUUUUUCAGCUGGAUUCAAGUAUUUAUAUGGUGAUAUGGGCUCGUGUCCGUUAUAUAGACACUAGACAAACACUUUAAUCAUAUCAGGCCAUCACUGAUACAUGCUGCUUAUUUGGAUAUCCUCAACUGUGAUGUUUUAGUUUAGCACAUACACAUUUGUUUUCAUUUGCAAGUACGUUUUUGUUGCUAUACGGUUCAUUUAAGCUGCGAUCGGCACCAGAAUUAGACUACGAGUCCAUGUUUGACAGUCACAGCUGAUCUAGUCCUCUGGCACCAGAACAACCAACCCACUUCAGUUUUUAUAGACUCACAUAAGUAGUUAAAGGAUCUUUGAUAUAUCAUGAAGAAGUUCUUUGACUCCCGGAGGGAGCUGGUGGGCUCUGGACCCGGUUCUGGAGGUGGGGCUGGAAGUUCUGGCUCCAGCAGCAGUGUUGGUGGGAAUUUUAUCGGACGGGCUUUCACUGUUGGAAGACACCAGGUCACUGUAGACGAAACUCUGGCAGAAGGUGGCUUUGCUAUCGUCUUCCUUGUGCGGACCAACCAGGGGGUGCGCUGUGCCCUAAAGAGGAUGUAUGUGAACAACGAAUAUGACCUGCAGGUCUGCAAGCGUGAGAUCCAGAUCAUGCGGGAUCUCAAUGGUCAUAAGAACAUUGUUGGGUUCCUAGACUCCAGCAUCACGGCUGUAGGAGGUGGAGACGUGUGGGAGGUGUUUAUCCUCAUGGACUUCUGCAGAGGUGGUCAAGUGGUGAACCUGAUGAACCAGCGUUUACAGACGGGCUUCAGCGAACAGGAAGUGCUCCAGAUCUUCUGUGACACUUGUGAGGCUGUGGCACGUCUGCACCAGUACAAAACUCCAAUAAUCCACCGAGACCUCAAGGUGGAAAACAUCCUCCUUCAUGACAGAGGACACUACGUUCUGUGUGAUUUUGGCAGCGCCACCAUGAAGUUCCAGAACCCCCAGAAUGAAGGAGUGACUGUGGUGGAGGACGAAAUUAAAAAGUACACAACCCUGUCCUAUCGUGCUCCUGAAAUGGUGAAUCUGUACAAUGGCAAAAUCAUCACCACUAAAGCAGACAUCUGGGCAAUGGGCUGUUUGCUCUAUAAACUCUGUUUCUUCACUUUGCCCUUUGGUGAGAGUCAGGUGGCCAUCUGUGAUGGCAGCUUCACCAUUCCAGACAAUUCCCGUUACUCCCAGGACAUGCACCGUCUCAUCCGGUACAUGCUGGAACCGGACCCUGAUAAGAGGCCUGACAUUUUUCAGGUGUCCUACUUUGCUUUCAAACUGGCCCGGCGGGAUUGUCCUGUCCAAAACGUCAAGAAUUCUCCCAUUCCUGCUAAACUUCCUGAGCCAAUCCGAGCGAGCGAAGCAGCCGCAAAGAAGAGCCAAACGCAGACCAAGGCGAGACUUACAGACCCCAUUCCCACCACUGAAACCUCCAUCACCCCUCGCCAGCGGCCUAAAGCAGCACAAUCCCAGUCUCAGGCACUAGGAGGCAUCCUGCCCAUCCAGCCUGCUGCCCUGACCCCACGCAAGAGAGCCAACCUGCCCGCUGGGGCUGCCCAGCCAAUAGCUGUCAGUGUAAACUUGGCUCAGCCGGCUGCAGCGCUACAGUCUCAGAAAGCCCAGGUGUCUCCAGCCCCUCAGCAGAAAACGCCUGUGCAGCCCAUCCCCGUCACAGCUGCAGCAGCAGGAGGGGGUGUUCCACUUGUAGCUGGCAGUCCCGCCCCUCAGAAAGCUGUAGCCACUCCUCCUCCAUCCAGCCCCGUGCCGCCCACCGCGCCUGCACGGAGCGCCCGUCGUAAGCAGGCGUCUGCGGCUCAGCAGCAACCGGUGCCCGUCCAAACAACUGCCACUCAGCCGGCUGCUGCCCCGCCUCCAGCACAGGCUGAGCCUGCAGCGGUGCCACCCACUGUCCAGCAGCCAGCUCCUCAAUCCCAAAUCAGCCCAGAGAAGGCAGAAGAGAGGCCUGCAGCCCCUGGACUCUCCCAGACUCCUCCCUCGUCCCCAAGGACGGCCCAGAAGGCGGGGCACAGACGCAUCCAGAGUGAUGUCACUCACAGCGCUAUGUUCGGUGUGCCCGUCAGCCAGUCCACUCAGCAGCUGCAGGCGGCCACAGCAGAGGCCAGCCUCAACAAGUCAAAGUCAGCCAGCGCAAGCCCAUCCAACUCUCCCCAGUCCUCUCAGCAGAGUGUGUACCAGCCUGCCCAGCAGGGCAGUGUUUCUGUCCCCCAAGCUCCUUCCUCAGCCGCUAGCCUGACAAGCCCCCCAGACCAGCCCACCUGGAAUCCUUUCGGUGACGACAACUUCUCCAAACUCACGGCUGAGGACCUACUCAACAAAGACUUCACCAAGCUAGCUGAUGAACCUGUUGAACCUCUGAUUGCCGCUGCUGAGAGUCUAAUUCCUGGGCUGGAGGCAGCGGAACCUGCUCCUCCUCCUCCAUCUUCUGCUGAAAGACCUGUUGACAUUCUGGGCUUGGAACCGGGAGCUGGUUUGCUAGCUGUGCCAGAGAAGCUGAUAGAGGGCCUGAAGUCUCCAGAUACCUCUCUCAUGCUGCCUGAUCUGCUGUCCAUGGCCGACCCCUUCGGUAGCUCCAUGGAUGACACUAGAGAUGCCAAAACGGAAGUGUGUUUGGACUCUCUGAUUCCUGGCUUGGAGCCCCCUCGGGCUCAGCUGUACCCCAUAGAAACAGAACCAGUAUCAUCAGCACUGGCAGAAGGCGGGCCUUCAUUAAACCCGGAACUAAUCGAACCAUUUGUGCCAGGCUGGGAGAAAGACCCUUUGAUUGGAGAGGACUCCUUGCUGGGCUGUUCUCUCCCCUCUGGCACCGCCUCCUGUUUGGAUGACUUUGCACCUGUUUCAGGAGGCACCUCCCAGAACAUACCAGCUGCAGACUCCUGUUUGAUCUCAGGCUUUGAGCCUUCAAGCGCUGAGACAGCCAAUGAAGAUGAAUUUGACCCCAUACCAGUACUGGUCUCCAAAAACUCCCAAGAUGAUCAGCCUAACAUCAACGGCUAUGAUUCUUCAUCAGGAGCCACCAACAUCCCAAACUCAGAGGUUCAUGUAGAAGAAGAGGAGGUUCUGCACAUGUGCAGUGGCUCAAAACUUCUCUUGCUGGACUCCAAACUCCUCAACACUACGUCUCUCAAACUCUCGCCAUCGUCCUCCCCAGAUGUCUUCUCAAAUGCCCCGUUCCCUGGAUGUGGACGAGAUGGUAGGGACAUCUUCACCGGUGCUCCAUUUCCCCAACUUCAACGAACCCAUCCGCAGACUGACGUCUUUCUCCAGGCCCCAUUCGGCAGGAGAAAUGAUCUGUCUGGACCGCAGCAUCUAACAAGAUGCACAAAUGGCAAUGAGCCCAUCCUGCCUCAUCCACCCGUGCACAGUCAAAUCCGGUUUCCGCAUUGCGCCGAGGCUCCGAUGCCCCAGCAGCCCAUUGCCGCCCACCGCGUGAUUUCCAGCGUGGGCCAGCAGGCGGCUGUGAGCUCAGUCCCCGUUGGGCCGCUUCACUCCUGGACGGUAGGUGUUCGAGCAGUGAUGGACCCCUUCCUGGCAGCCCCCUUCCAACCUCGGGGCCCAGUGGGAAAGCCUUAGCAUUUGAGAAUGUUGUAAGUGCCCUGUCCUGCCGUCCCAGUGCUGGAUGCAUCUGUGGUGGAAGCAAAUCUGGCGUAGUCUAUCAUGAGACGACUACCUCAGUACCUCAGCACUUUAGCUCAGCUUCACUACAGUGUUCUUCCUCUGUGCGUCGCUCCACCUCGAUUAUGAUAUACAGGUCUAUAAUCUGCAUAUAUUCACCCGUUUCUUUUUGUAACAGUUUAUACGUUAUAAGCUUUUUUUUAUAUAUAUCAUACACAGUAUUAAAAAAGAUGUAAAAUGUGAAAAUGAAGGAAGUUUGUUACUCUCGGUUUACAGGGAGCAGCUGAUGGGACUAUUCAAAGGCUUUUUCAAGUACUAACUACCUUUUUGAGUCUCAAAGCUGGACGAAUUUCCAGAAUCUGGUGGCAGAUUUGUGUUGAGGCCUUGUGACAGGUAAUAAUGGCUGGAGAAUCACGUUUCUUUGUUGUUCUUGUUAAACCCAAGGUACUGUAGGCGUUCCCAAGCUGGACUGGAAUGGACUGUAAGUAACUGACGGUCACAUCCACACCAUGUAAUGCAGUGAAACCAUUGAAGCACUUUUACAAUCUGUAAUUGUGGAUAUAGUAGUUUUGCUAUAUAACAAUCUGCUGUAUAUUCCUUAUAUGAUAAACCAUUUCUGUUAAAAUGUCUCGUCUUUGACUUCCUUCAUAACUUA